UCCUCGUCUCUCGUUUCGUUUUGUGGAGUAGAUUCUGGUGGAGCGAGAGAUUGUUGAGUGUCAACAAAACGUUUUGAAGCUGUCGUUCGAGUCGGUUCGAACUCAGAACGCUGGAUCUGUAUAAACAUCUGUAGUUUUCACAAUGGCAGAAUUUUCUGAAGUUAAGACAACACCAGUAGACUCUGUUGUUUUAGAUGAAGGGAAUCUUAAAAAAAGCCCAUGCAAAAUCUGUUUGCAAGUCCAGGCAAAGUACACUUGUCCAAGAUGCAACAUCAAUUACUGUUCAUUGACAUGUUACCAGAGUGAAAAACACUGCUCAUGCUCUGAGGCUUUCUACAAAGAAUGUGUUAUUGAUGAGCUGAAGGAUUUUACCUCCACGACAGAAGAUAGGGAAAAAGUUCUGGAGAUGUUAGCAAAAGACUUGGAAGAAAGAACAAAGGAAGCUUCAGCUGAAGACAGUGAUGAAGACCUCACAGAGAGACUUGAGGGACUGGACCUUGACAGGGAUGUCAGCACAGUGUGGAGUCGCUUGACUGCUAAGGAGAAGGAAGAGUUUGCUCGCAUGCUGCAAGAUGGACGACUGGCAAGACUAAUUGAAGUCUGGACGCCGUGGUGGUUGAUAAAAGCAAAUCAGACGCUCGUGAAAGAAGAGAGAGAGAAGAGAAAGGAACAGAAUUCAAGUUCCGGAGUACCGGAAAUCAUGUCAGACAUACCUGAUAUAUCAAAUAUUUUGAAGAAUUCAAAGCCGUCAGCGAAUUGUCGUUUUGAUGUAUUGAAUCUACUGACGGCUUAUGCUUUUGUUACUCGCCUUCACAACGGUUGCCAUAAUGAAUGCCCUGUAGAUAGCACCCAGGACUUGAUGGACACUUGUUUUGUUUUACAAGGGUCCUGUAGUUGUGGUAGUGUUGGGGAGGCAGUGCAAGCUGCAGUGGACGCAAUAGUCAAGAAGACAAAGGAUUCAGAAAAAUCUAGUAACAAGUUCAACAUAGAUUUGUUGAAAGAUGUAAAGGUCCUCAUAUCAGGUCCUGGUAAAAACAACAACACGUCGUUUAUGUCUGCUGCUCUGUCUGAUGUGAUCGGGAUCUUACUGAAUGCACAGAGUGUUAUCAAAAAAGAAUUACGUGAUAAAAUACGAGAGGGCUGUGAAGAUGUGGGCAAUCUGAAGUCACAGAAGUCGUCAUUGUUCAAGGCAGAGAGAAAAGUGUCCUUUUUACUGAGUUGGCUUCAACGUUAUGGCAUGGCUCUCCAUCAGCUGGAACCCCUGUUGCAGUUUGAGAUAGAAACUCGUGAAUCGGAGGUAGAGGAUGUAGAGGAGAUCAAGUCUGCAGUGGAAAAAAAUCUGGACAAGUUACGGCCUGCCAUCACAGAGGACAAGACAAGCAAAGAGAAUUCCUCUGGGAACUUGCAGGCAAAACUGAUUGUUGAACUGGAUUGAAUGAGUGUUAAGUGCGGACUAUCUGUGAUUCAUGAGGGCCUCAUGUAUAUAUAUAUUAGGGUCUGAGGGAUUUCCGGUGCUGAAAAACAUACUAUAUUAGAAACUGCAUGCUCUGUAGACAUUGAGUCCAUUCCUUUUUCCACACCUUGCUUGUUCAAACCCUUUUGUCCUAGAGACUAGAAAUUUCCCCAGUUCUUAAAAGCGUAGUGUCCCAUCCGGUGGAAGUCUGGCUUCUCACUCUCCAAAAACGUGUUGAAUUUGUCGACCACAGCUGGCAAAAGAAGAGUCCUAAUUUUGUUUAUAUGAGAAUAAAAGACCCCCAAGUGACUGCACAUCUGUGAGGAAAAGAACACAAUGCUCUGUAUAAAAAUUAAAAAUGUUUGAGAAUCAGUGCCACUCAUAAAUUCUUAAAUCCAUCAGUUUUAGUCUCUCAAGUAUACUGUAUACUUGCUAAAAAAUACAUGUCUAAAACAAGGAUUAUUUAGUCCCAUAGUAACUUAUAUAUCAAAUGAUGGGUUAUCUGAUCCACUGAAAAGCAGCUGAUCUUAUCAAAUCCAUGGAGUGGUAAGUGGCAUUCCUAAAGGAUGUUUUGCUACAAAUUACGUCUGCUCAUUCUGAAAUAAUCAGUUGUGGUAACUACUAUUAAGAUAGAUGUUAUGUAGUUUUGACACACUGCAUAUUAGUGUAAUUCAGUAUAUUUGAAAUGGAGAAUUAAGUAAGAGAAUGUUCAAGGGCUAAAAUAUUAUACGGAAAAAAGAGGCCGGUAAGAAUUUACAACACUUCCAACUAGAAAUGGGUGUAUAAGUGCGCAGGACUGAAGUUGGUUGUUUUCACGUUAGUUCAUAGCAUGGCUUGGUUUUACUUUUUGGGUGAAGCUGAAAAUUCAUGGUAGAAAUUGAAUGGUAUAAACAGUCAUUUACCUUUUUAAAAUAGUACUGUCUGCAUUUCUGAUUAAAGACCAUUGGUUUUUAUGAAAUCGAG
Aplysia californica (California sea hare) is the source of this 2416-nucleotide messenger RNA. RefSeq names its product zinc finger HIT domain-containing protein 2. The coding region runs from base 143 to 1435 and encodes 430 amino acids. The record is from RefSeq and is a predicted model, not a curated record. NCBI's taxonomy places the organism in Eukaryota, Metazoa, Mollusca, Gastropoda, Aplysiida, Aplysiidae. The transcript has 11 exons.